Pyricularia oryzae 70-15 is the source of this 6380-nucleotide messenger RNA. RefSeq lists its product as uncharacterized. The coding region runs from base 539 to 5800 and encodes 1753 amino acids. Lineage: Eukaryota; Fungi; Ascomycota; Sordariomycetes; Magnaporthales; Pyriculariaceae. The transcript is spliced from 3 exons. The record is from RefSeq and is a predicted model, not a curated record.
AAGAAGGGCGACAUUGACCUUAGAGUUUUCUGCAAUAUAUAUCUUGAUUCGGAACACCAAACCGUGGAUUUGAUUUAGGAAAAAAAAUCUUUUCUUUAUGGCCGUACGUGCUAUUAAUUGCUGGCAAACCGAGUUUCAUAAGGAUCGAUCGUUUUGCAAUAUUUGAGAGCUGGUCUGUGCCCGGAAUCUCUGCCUCUCCUUUUUUUGCUCAAGCCGCCAGCAAACCAUUGAUCACUUCACUUUCUCGUCAGUGGCUCUUGUGUGCACACGUAAUAUUCGACAAUAGCGACUGUGUGAAUGCAUCGGAUUGGGGGGCUGCGUGCUGUUGGCUUUUAAUUUUUCUGUAUUUUUUCAGUCUCUACCGACCGUCAGUCAUUCCACGUGUCUUGCACGAGUGAAUGCUACUAGGCACUGACUUGGCUUGACUUGACUGACAGUCAACGCACACGCACAACACGCGCGCGCCCAUUUAGACGCAAACCCAACCAAGUCAGCAGGGCAACCAAUAUCGACCACACAAACAUCAACAGCAGCAGCAAUGGGUCGCCCUCGAGGUCGUGGACGUGGAGGCUCUCGUCGAAGCGGUGCUUCUUCUUCUUCGCAUUAUCAUAUGCCAAGUGCUUAUGAAGCGAGCUAUGAAAAUACUGACGAUUUCUCCACUGCAACUGAUGCCGCCAUGAGCAACGGCAACAGUGCAGUAUUAUCCGCCACACCCGCAAACUCCAACAACAGUACAGAUCUUGCUCUUCCCUCACAUUUUCCUUUGUCUUCUCCCACAAGCACUUCUACAAGUUCCCGCACGCCUGGAAAACCAUCCUCUUCCCAAACAGGUCGAGUUAAACCUUCCACACCGAAGCUGCCGUCGUCAGACACUCAGCCUGCGGCUCGUCAUGUGCGGUCGGAAAAGGCGCCACAAAAAUCUUCAUCAAACCUCACUCGCUCUCUCACAUUAUCCACACCCUCAACCCAGACCCCCCAGCCAUCCACUCCUGCAAACAACAGAGGUGUAAGCGGUACGCGUUCAACACGCCGAAGUACUAUUGACGCCGGCAGUGAUAUCGCUGCCAUGGGCAACGCACAUGACGAAUCCGUCUCAAAGGGCGGUCAUUCCCUACGCAGGCGCGCUCGUGUUGAUUACAGCCAAAUUGACACCGAGACGCUCGAUAUGCUCAAGGCAGAGCCUGCUGAACCUAACAUUGCCUUCUCCUCCCGUGGCAGGAAGCGCAAGAUCAUCGCCCAUGAUCGUAGUAUUUAUGACGACCUCGACGGUGUUGCCCCAUCUGUCACCAAAAAGGCACGUGUAGGAAGGUUCAAGGCUGCAUCACCCCCUCCUUCUCUGGUUACUAGGCGACGAAGGUCGACUGCAAGGUCAUUCAGCACCCCACAGCCAGAUCUGUCGUCCUCUCCACGCUCUGGCGAGGUCUCGGAUAACGACGUUAUGGAUGAAAUCCAAGUUGCCCUGGAAUCCGCCCAGUCCUCAUCGGACGGCCGGAGCAGCGAUCCAGAUAUCACAGCCGAAGACCCGGCUCCUCAGCCCAAUGAUGAGGACCCGCAGGACUCGGAUUCUGAUUUUGAUGACUUGGAGAGUUUUAAAUCUGGUUCCUCUGACCUUCGCGAUCUGUCCAUGUCGGCGCCCAAAACUGGCGUUCAAGACCCACAAUCAGAGGACGGAGAAGCACGGGACCAAUCAGAUGAUGAUAUGUCUCCUGCGCAUUUGCCAGAGGGUGCCGCCUCCUCCAGUGCCCAGCGAGACGGCAUCAUCACUCGGAAAAGAAAUCCAAAGAGGCUCAUCGUCACUGUCUAUGCCGAAGAUCUCGUCCUGGAAAGCUGCCACCCUGGUUCUCAGUUCGCGCGCAAGCACAAAGAAGCUCGUGCAAAGGACAUGGAGCAGCGCAGUCCGAAAUCUUUGAAUACCGAGUCUAAGAAAAACACUCUUGACACGGCCAAUUCGGACGCCGAACUUGCUUUAGCAAAUAAUGAUGAUAUGCCAGAAACUGCCCUCGGUGCCGAGUCUUUUGAUAAAGUUGACGAGGAAUCAGAACAGCAAACAAGCAAAGAUCCGGCACAAGAAGAACCUGUCAAAGCCGAGGAGGCGGCAAAAGACAACUCCAACUCGCUGAUGGAAGUUGACGAGCACCGCGUGUCUCAGCCCUCCGAACAAAAUCAACACUCACGCCACACGUCUCCUGUUGCUAACGUGGCGCAAGAACCAGCAAAGGAAUUGGCCAAAGACGAUUCCCCGGCUCCCGCGCAUGCAGAGGAUUGCAUGCAGCCUCGGCAUCAAACGCAAGAAACGACGGAUCCCAAAACUCUGCCUGCUGAUCAUACUGUUAUUGAAGGUCGUGACAUGGAAGAAUCUCAAGCCGAAGACUCUACUUCGAGGACACUUGAAAAGGGCCCACAAAAGUCCAAUGGUCCUGCAGCACGAGACGUAGAAGCGUCGUCGCCACAGAUUGUUUCCAGCAAUAUCGGAAAGUUGGCCGAUUACAUCCUGAGUCGUCACCAGCAACAAGUAUCAGACAAUGCUGCAAAUGAGGUCGUUAACAGCAUUGUUGAUGAGGUCGUCGACAGUCUUGAUAAUGAACCUAGUGUACCGACCUCCGAAGUUUCUCACACUGAGGCUGGUGAGAACCAGGACGGCGACCAAUCAUUACGUGUGUGUGCAGACAUAACAAAGACAGAUGAUAGAGUUGUUGGACCCGAAGAGCCCCUUGCUAGCGAUGCAGCACGAAUUUCAAACGAAACCAAGACACAGAAUGCAUCUGUCGAGAAGAAAGAUCAACCGGACGAGGUUGCGAGCAGGUCUCGCGAAGCAAGCUCAGUUGCUCCCGAAGAGCACAGAGCAGAUGCGCAAGACCUCGGUAUCACGAAAAAGACGCCGUUAUUACUACUCACCGAACCUGACAAAUCCGGAGCACCACAAGCAAGUUCAGACCAGGUCAUGAACAAUGACAGUUUGAGAAGCACGCCCGCGCGCUCAUCACCACCUGUUUCAUUCACCGACCAGCAAAACAUGGCUGCAAUGUCUGACGGCGAGGAACCCACGGCGCGCCUCACUCCCAUCACACCCACGGAGUCUGCAUUGCCAUCAAUUCCAUCCCCAUCUGACAAGGACACGGAGAAAAAAGAGGACGCAGUCCCAGAAUCAGCUUUGCCUGAACCCCACCCAGGCUCACCUGAACAAAUGAUAACGGAUGCCCAAGAACUGCCUACAACACAGGACGUUGAGCAGGAGGCAGUCGAGAUGCGGGUUGAUGCAGAGAAAUCCUCAGAGGAUUCACAGCCUGCAGAUGCCGAGCCUGACGUGCAACAACCUCCAGAGAUUGAUGGUGAAGAGCCUGAGAUAAGUCAACUAACAAUUGUUGAAUCGUAUGAUAACCAUGACGAUGUUGAUCAAGACGUUGAAAUGACGGAUCAUGAGGAAAACGACCAAGAUGUCCAAGGCGCGGACGAGCUCGACGUCGAAGCCGAUGAGUCUCACGAGGUAGAGCCAGUCGAUCUCAAGCCGUGGUCACAUCUUACUCCCUACGUUGCAGAUGUUAGUCUGUAUCCGGAGCUUGAAGAGCCUGACACGGCCGCCCCGUCUCCGGAACACCACCAGGAUCCAGCCGAUGAAGCCCACGGCGAGCUUGAGUCAUCAAAGGAUGCCUUUGCUGCCAGCCAAGACUCUAAUGCGACUGGAAAGGAUCACACAAACGGGGAAAAGCGUAGCCAGAGGCCCCGGCAAUUGUCGUAUAAAAAGUUGCGAUCAGCUGACGAUUUUGUCGAUGUCAUUGGGGACUACAAGUCCAUGAGCACGGAGGAUCUCUACGAAUGCCUGGCAAAGAUCAACCAAACAUUAUGCGCUUGGCAGGACGAGUACGUCGGGCACCGAAAGACAUUGGACGCUGAGUUCAAUGCGCCCAGGCGCAGAGCCGAUGAGCCAAAGGAAGACGAUCGUGUGUCUAGGGCACUCGACCGGUACAAGACGCUUGGUGUUUACGACCCCGAUACCCUUGAUAGCAGCAGACAGGCACCAAAGGGAUUCCAGCUCCGGCGGACGCUCGAACCACGCAAGUGGUAUACUGAGAUCGACAAGGAUGGAGACCAAGACAAAGCAGAUGCUCGAGCGAAUGACAAGGUGAUGGCUCAGACAUACGGAUUUGAGUAUGACAGCCGCGAAUUGAUGAUCGGAAAGCAGGAGCCGCUGAACCAACGUGAUGGGCCUAGCAAGCCCCGAACUCGAGCUCGGCCAAAGACUCAGAAAGCAGCCGAGGCGGAAGAGGAAGGUGUCCUAGGCAAACGGGCCCGCAAGAAGCGCAUACUUGACGAUGAAAGCCGAGCUCCAAGCCGUGCAGCUACUCCGGUACCUGUGCCUACCAUCAUCAACAAGCCUGGACGGCGCGGCCGCAAGGCUGCCGCUGAUCUUGAGCCCAAGGAAGUUGAGCCGGAGGAACCCGCCCCGCCUCCGCCUCCGCCUCCGGCCCCGGCUCCGGCCCCGGCUUCGGCUCCGGCUCCAGUUGUAACGACCAGGCUCGGCCGCAGUCGACGUGGUGCUAAGGCGCAGCAACAAAGCGAGCCUGAGGCAUCUCAGGAAAGUGUUCCUGUUGAAGAACCUCCGGCGCCUCCGCCCGUUACUCGAAAGAGGCGUCGCGGCGCGAACGCUGCCAAUGGUGACGCCGAUGCUCAGGCAAGCUCACAGGAGGUAGUGGAGGAACAGGCAGCUGCAGCUGUCAAAGAAUCUACACCGGCAGUGACGGACAAUGAGGCUGUAGAACCAAGUGCCAAGCGGGCACGGAAGAAGCUUCCUCGUCUUGACCUCGUCCGUCCAGCGAGUCGUCCUUCUAGGGGAGAGAUCUCAUCAGGAAACUUUUACAGUAAUGGACCCUCAGUGGCGCCCACGGAGGAUAACACGGAAGCGUCUCGGCCAUCUACGUCGUCGUCCAACGCUACUGUUAUGUCCGCUGCUUCUAAUUACUCCUUCCGUCCCAAGCGUGGGAGGAAUUUCCGAGAAGAGCUUAAUGGCGGCGAGCCCAGCUCAGGCGAGCCAAAGAAGAAGCGUACGCGACGCAAAGGACCUGCCCCGUCGUCGGCUCCCAUGCCGGCCGUUCCGCUCGCGCCGGCGCAGGCCCACCCCGGCGAGGGCAUGAUGCACAAGAUUAUGCAUCAGCAACCAUACUUUCCGCCACCAGCACAUUAUCCCCAUGCCUCGCAACAUGGCUCUUUUGGCGUAAUGAACUUUGGUCCUGGUGCCCCAGCCCCGAUGCCCCCGCACCCAACAAUCCCCAUGCCGCACGGGUCUGCGAUUUUCACGGGCGUUGGGCACCCUCAUCAGUCCAUACAGUCUCCGGGUCCCAUUACGAACGCCAGCAUCAACGGCAGGGGUGGACGCGAGCUGAAGAUCAAGAACGUCACGCCCUCGAUGGUCGGUGGAAGUGUUGGGCCUGGACCCGGGAGGGUUAUGAGCAUGGUUGCUAACCGCGAUAUGCUUAUGGCUGCGGGACUGGCCACCGCACCGACCUCCGUCUCGGGUGGAUCGGUGGAUGCCUCGCGGGCCAACUCGCCGUUUGCCGUUAACGGAGACGAGCCAGAGAAGGACUAUGCGUCAAUGACCAAGUCCGAGAAGAUGAGCCAUUCUAUGCGCUCACGCUGGCGAAAUGGAUCGAUGCAGGGCGCAGUGGCGAAGCGUAAGGAGACAUUGCGACUGAAGAAAGCCAAGGCUCAAGAGGCCGAGGAAACCCCAGGCGCUAACAAGGACUCUGCGCCGCCGGCUCAUGGCGAUGCCGCGAAGCCUGUCAAGGAACUUCCCGGCUCUGGUUGAAUGCCAGAUAUGAAAGUAAGAAUAUGGCAGGAAUACGAAGAAUAGGAAAAAGUGGGAAGCGGAAAAGUCUAGGCAAUGCCCCAGUUUUGAUGUAUCGAGAAGGGAGAGUGUACUUGUUUUAUUAUUUGAGGGUUUAGCGAUGCACUUGUUGGGGAGCAUGGAUUCCAAUCUUCUUUUUUCGCUGCCUCCAACCAACUACGGAGUAAAGAGUAGUUUUGCAGCUCAUAGGGGCAUACGCGAAGUUGGAGUUAUUGUUUACAGGUGGAAUACAAAAAUACAAUCGAGUGUCUCUAACUUUUGGGUUCUUUACUUUGUAUGUGGCUAGGGGACUUGAGGGGAAUGCUUGGCAGUUUUAUGACUGGAUAUGAUGCCAAGUAAUGGUAUUGUUGUUGUUCGUCUGCAGCUUAUGUUGCACAGGGGUUUUGAUUUGUUCUGAAUAGGGGGAGGGGAAUCUGUCGGCGUGUCCAAGGCAGAGAGACUAUGUGGGUAGUAGUAGUUUUUGUACAGUAUAUUACAUAUGGUGGCGUCGGUCCAAUUUUGAGCACACAAUGCGAAUCCAACAAAGAUUGCAUGGCCGAAG